AUGACUAUAAUUAUAAUCACUUCAUAUUGUUCAUUGUUACAUCAUCAUAGAAAAGUACGACAUAUACAAAAGUAUAACACGUUAACGCAAACAAUGUUUUUAGGUGAAUUAAAAAAAUUGAAUGUACAUCUACUUGAAGAAGAGUCAAUUGGAAGAGAAGUAGCUAAUUUACAAUUUUUAAUUAAUCGUACCACUAAUCCAAAUAAUAAUAAUAAUAAUAAUAAUCAAUUAACUAGUAAUACAAAUCAUAAUAAUGAAGAGAAAUCGACCAAAACCAAUUAUUAUUAUCAAAUAUUCAAUAGUGAACCACAAUCGAAGUAUUUUCAUUUAGAUGCUCAAACUGGGAUAUUACGAGUUGCAAGACGUAUAGAUCGUGAUCAGUUGUGUCCAACAUUUAAAUCAUGUUGUACAUAUUUAAAUAAUGCAAAUUAUCUUAAUAAAAAUGCAUAUUUAAAUUUAAUAAUGAAUAAUCAUGUCAUGGAUAAUGAACAACAUUUGUCCAAUUGUCAAUUAGAUUUAAAUAUCCGCUCAGAUGAUCAAUAUUCCAAUAUCAUUACAGUCAGUGUACAUAUUAUUGAUAUCAAUGAUAAUUCACCAACAUGGUUGUUAGGUAGUAAAGCAGGAGGAUUUUUAAAUUUUCCUGAUGAUAGUCAAAAGCAGGAUGUAAUGCAUGUAUACGUUUCAGAGAGUAGUCUCAUUGGAGAUACAAUACAACUAACACCUGCUGUUGAUCAAGAUGCUGGAUCAAAUAAUAUUAUGAAAUAUGUGAUUGAACCACAAUUUCCUGAAUUCCAGUUAGAAUGGACAUCACUUGACAGAGAUACUACAAUGACAAACAUUCAAGUGUCAGGUGACACGCUUUCUAAUGAUGCUCAUUCAUACUCUGAUCAAUAUAUGCGAUCACCACCUGGUCCGAGACAUGAACUUCGUUUAAUUGUUCGAGGUACAUUGGACAGAGAAACAAAAUCAUUGUAUGAAUAUAAUCUAACCGCUAUCGAUGGUGGCUCUCCAAGUAGAAAUGCAACAAUUAAUCUACAAGUUCAUAUCACAGAUUUUAAUGAUAACUCGCCAGUUUUUGAAAAAGAUACAUAUAUUGUGGAUUUGCAUGAAAAUGCACGACCGCAUACACCAGUCAUACAAGUGAAAGCUACUGAUAUUGAUGAAGGAAGUAAUGCACAAAUCAAAUAUCGAAUAAGUUCAUUGACUAAACCUGAUUUUCUACGGCUAUUUACAUUGGAUCCAAUUACUGGUUGGAUACAUGUUCAAUGGGAAGUGGACUAUGAAAUACACAAGAAAAUAAUAUUAACUGUUGAAGCAAAUGAUGGAGGUAGUCUACCAAGAAGUACAACUUGUAUUGUAGAAAUAACUGUAUUAGAUGAAAAUGAUCAUUCACCGGAAUUACACUUUGAACCAGCUUAUUUAACAAAUUAUGCCUUAGUACCAGAAAAUGAAAAACCUGGUCGAUUAGUUGCUGUAUUCACUGCACAAGAUAAAGAUAGCGGUGAUAAUGGUCGUGUUAGUUGUCGUUUAGCUGAAACAAGAAAAUGGACAUUUGAUACACAGAAUAAAGAGAAAUUAGAAAAUCUCUUAUUAAAUCCAACGGAAAUUCUCUUUAGUUUACAACAAAUGCAUAUGCCUUUUUCUAUAAUUUACAAGCUAACAACUGCUUCUAGUUUUGAUCGAGAAUUCAUUUCAAAAAUCACCGUUUGGAUAACAUGUUCCGAUUAUGGGAUACCACCGAGAAAUAGUACAGGAUCAGUAUCUGUUCGAAUAUCCGAUGUAAAUGAUGAACCACCAAAAUUUAGUCAAAAACAUUAUUAUUUUAAUGUCAAUGAAAAUACUGAACUAGGCACAAUAAUCAAUAAAAUCAAUGCAACAGAUCCUGAUGAAGGUGAAAAUGCCAAACUGUCAUUUUGGUUAAGUGGACAAGAUGCUAAUUAUUUUGACAUUAAUAAAGCUAAUGGUUAUCUAACAGUACAACAAUUAUUAGAUAGAGAGACGAUCAAUGAAUUGCGUUUUCGAAUUCAUGCUGCAGACAACGGAAUGCCAAGUUUAAAUUCUACUGCAGAUGUCACAGUCACUAUACAAGAUGUGAAUGAUAAUCCACCGAGUAUAUUGAAUAAAAUAGAAUUCUAUGUAUUCGAAAAUCAUACAGCCUCAUUAGCUAUUGGCAAAAUCACGGCACAUGAUGCAGAUCUUGGUCGAAAUGCUGAAAUCACUUUUACUCUAAUUCAAUGCAUUGCUUAUGGAUUAAAAACUGUCAAUCAUUCCGAUAGUGCAGUUCAUGAACCGUAUGAAAAUUAUGUGAACAAUAAGAAAAAUUUCUCACAAUCUCUUGAAAUUAUGUAUACAUUUUUCAUUGCAAAAGAUGGACAAAUCUAUUUAGGCCGAUCGAAAUUAGAUCGUGAAUUAUAUCCAUUGUACGAGUUAACAGUUCGUGUGGAAGAUCAAGGUACACCGAAAUUAUCAUCGACAACAAUUGUUUUAAUACAUAUAUUAGAUGUGAAUGAUAAUACACCCAGAUUUAUUUUUCCGUCGAUUGGUAAUAAUACUGUUUAUGUACCUAAAGAAACAAAACCGGGAACAUACAUAGCGAAAUUAUAUGCAAUUGAUGAAGAUUCCGAAGAAAAUGGUCGUAUAACAUAUGAGAUUAAACCAAAUGAACAGACAAAUAUUGAAUCAUUAUUUGAAUUAGAUCCUGUCACCGGUGAUCUAAUAUUGAAACGUUCGCUAGAUUAUAAUAUGGAUUCAUUGAAAAUAAAUGAAAAUAUGAAAUUUAAAAAUGUUAACUUAAAUCCUGUUCAUAGUAGUCGAUCAUUUCAACACAUCAAUAUGAAUCAUCAUAAUCAAUCUGUCAAUGCCAGAAACGCUACAAAUUUAAAACACAAUGAAUUUAGAAAUAAAUUGCAUGAAAGUCAAAUGGCAUACAGUUUAAUUGUUACAGUAACAGAUAAUGGAGAACCACCGUUGAAAUCGUCAACUAUUUUAAGAAUUCUAUUUACACCGCCAUUUUAUCCACCAAGUAAUUCAAAAGAUUCACUAAACUCUUUCAACAUAAAAAAACAUUCAAUUCGACAAAAAUCAUCAAACAAUUAUGUUGACUAUACUAAAGGUCAAUCAACCUCAGAUGGAUUGGAUUUCGAUACAUCCGUAGAUAAUGAACUAACUGGGAUCGGUGUACUACUUGGAUUAGUGACAGCUAUUGGAUUGUUUGUCUGUUUUUUAAUUCUUGUCAUUAUGAUCACAUUUUAUCAAAAGUAUAUGCAACCUUUGAAUGUGCCUCGGUCAUUCAAUACACCACACAUAACAACUGGUUGUAUACCACAUUCAAUUCUUCGACAUAUUCCAGUAGAACAAUUGAAUAAAUCUGAUAGAAAUUUAACUGAUUCAACUAGACAAUAUUAUUUACAAGCCAUGAAUGAUGUAAUGCCGAAUACAGAAAAUGAAUUAUUGACUAGUUUUACAACACUUUAA
This is a messenger RNA of Schistosoma turkestanicum, 3474 nucleotides long. NCBI's taxonomy places the organism in Eukaryota, Metazoa, Platyhelminthes, Trematoda, Strigeidida, Schistosomatidae. The record is from the annotation of a GenBank genome assembly.